AUGUUAAAGAAGCCCUUCAGCAGAGUAUAUUCAUUCGGACCGACGUUCCGAGCAGAAGAUUCACACACCAGACAUCAUCUGUCGGAAUUCUACAUGCUCGAGGCUGAAGUCGCAUUCACGAGAUCAUUAUGCGAUGUCAUCAAAUGGAUUGAAGGUCUCAUCAAAUGUAUGACGUUCGCUGUUUUAGAAAGAUGUUCGUCAGACGUUCAAUUCUUUUUUAAAAAUUCCAAGUCCGCUAAACUCGAGUGGGGGGCGGAUUUGCACAAAGAACAUGAACGCUUCCUCACUGAAUACUUCAAUGACGUUCCUGUUUUUGUAACGGACUAUCCAGCUGCUAUUAAACCAUUUUAUGCAAGAGACAACGGGGACAGAGCAACUGUUGCCUCACUUGAUUUGCUCUUUUCUGACGUUGGCGAGGUAUGUGGAGGCAGUUUGAGAGAAGAGAGGUAUGACUUUUUAAAGUCAAAACUGGAGCAACUCAAUCUUUGCAAAUCACUCGAAUGGUAUUUAGACUUACGAAAGUUUGGUUCCUGUCCUCAUGGUGGGUUCGGAUUAGGAUUUGAAAGAUACAUCCAAAUGCUGCUGGGACUGAACAACAUCAAAGACGCCAUCCCAUUCCCGAGAUACACCAGCAGUUGUAAACUUUGA
Messenger RNA from Helobdella robusta, 648 nucleotides. RefSeq lists its product as hypothetical. The record is from RefSeq and is a predicted model, not a curated record. Gene Ontology annotation, molecular function: asparagine-tRNA ligase activity; ATP binding. The transcript is spliced from 6 exons. Bases 1 to 648 code for a protein of 215 amino acids. Gene Ontology annotation, cellular component: mitochondrion. NCBI's taxonomy places the organism in Eukaryota, Metazoa, Annelida, Clitellata, Rhynchobdellida, Glossiphoniidae. Gene Ontology annotation, biological process: asparaginyl-tRNA aminoacylation.